Messenger RNA from Geodia barretti, 3063 nucleotides. Lineage: Eukaryota; Metazoa; Porifera; Demospongiae; Tetractinellida; Geodiidae. The record is from the annotation of a GenBank genome assembly.
AUGCGAAAUUGCGAGGCUAUAAACCCGGACGGUUCAGCUUUCAACGUCAGCGGCGGCAGAUGUGAAGCGUGUAAUGGUAACGGUGCGAAGAAGGUCGAUAUGGGACUGCUCUCUGAUGUCUGGGUGGAGUGUGAGGUGUGCGAGGGAAAACGCUUCAAUAGUGAAACCCUCGCCAUUAAAUACAAGGGAAAAAACAUCUCCGAGGUCCUUGAAAUGGAUAUUGAUAUCGCACUCGCACAUUUCGCCGAUAUUCCGAAGGUCGCAAGGGGAUUGAAACUACUUCACGAUGUUGGUUUGGAUUACAUUAAACUCGGACAACCGGCUCCCACGCUUUCAGGCGGCGAAGCACAACGCAUCAAACUUUCGCGGGAACUCUCCAAACGAGGUACGGGUAAAACCCUCUAUAUCCUUGAUGAACCCACAACCGGCUUGCACUUUGACGAUGUAAAUAAAUUGUUGACAAUACUUCAUCGUCUCGUGGACGAUGGCAACACGGUCGUCGUUGUUGAACACAAUCUUGAAGUCGUCAACUCCGCAGAUUACCUCAUUGAUUUAGGACCGGAAGGCGGCGUUGGCGGCGGAGCUAUCGUUGCUGUGGGGACACCUGAACAGAUCACAGAGGUGCCUGAAUCUUACACUGGACGGGCACUUCGUGGUGAUUUCGAUAUCUGGCGUGGGACAAAGCAUCAACGCCUGGGAGAAGCGGAACUCGCCUUCGCGUAUGGACGAGAAUCGGAGGCACCUCCGGAAACCAUUACUGUGCGGGGGGCUGCGGAAAAUAAUCUGAAAAAUAUUGACAUCGACAUCCCGCACCGAAAGAUGACCGCAUUGACUGGCGUGAGCGGUUCCGGUAAGACAUCACUCGCACUUGAUACCGUUUAUGCCGAAGGACAGCGCCGCUAUAUCGAGACACUCAGCACUUACGCUCGUCAGUUUAUAGGGCAGAUGGAAAAGCCCAAAGUCUCAAAGAUUGAAGGUCUCUCGCCGGCGAUUGCUAUUUCGCACACCAACGCAGGGCAAAACCCAAGGUCCACUGUCGCGACGAUUACGGAGAUACAUGAUGGAGUCCGCACGCUUUACGCCAGAUGGGGCAAACCCUUCUGUCCGGAUUGUCAAGAGGAGGUACAGCCACAGACAGCGGAAGAGAUAACGGAGCAGGUUUUUGGGAUCCACCGUGAACAGAGGGUGGAUGUCCUCGCACCUCUCACAAAUUUCUUGCUUCUUCCGGAAGAUAAAGAAGGCGUGUCAAGGGGUAAAAUUGUUGACGUUAGUGCAAGUGAGUCGGCAUUCGGUUUGAAAGGGAACGAGGAUUACGCCGAUGUAUUUCGUCGAUUGCAAGGAGCAGGAUUUGUGCGCGUCCAAAUUGAUGGCGAAAUUCAUCGACUUGAUGAAGCACCAAAGCUGAGUAGAGGUAUUCACCAUGAAGUCUUUAUCGUCAUCGACCGCAUCGAGCUUGUAGAUGAAGAAAAAAGCCGUUUUACGGAGGCGGUGGAGUUGGCACUCCUUCAAAGUGGGGGGUUCGUACUCAUUGAGAACAGAGAACGCGGACAACCAACGGGGCGGCAUUUCCUUAGCGAACAUGCGAUGUGCCGUUCGUGCGGCAGCAACUUUGGGCAAUUGACACCCCGCCACUUCUCCUUUAACAACAAAGUCGGGGCGUGCGAUUUCUGUGAUGGACGCGGAAGAAACAUGCACUCACCGUAUGAUGCGUGCAAUCAAUGCCACGGCACACGACUGAAACCCUUCCCAAGUUGCGUCAGGUUUGAAGAUAUGACCGUCUCUGAAUUGAUGGCACUGUCAAUUACCGAAAUUAUUGAAUUCUUCAACGCACGGUUAAAACGGAUCGAAGCGGAGAUCAUUUCAGAUGAUGCGGAGACCAAUAGGAGCGAUCUUCUGAUCGCAACAGGCGUGUCAACUUCAAGAGCGACACGUCCGGCACUUCACGUUCAUACUUCACCUGAGUUUGAAGCUGAAGUCCUGCGCCAAAUCCAGACGCGGCUUCAGUUCUUAGAAGAUAUUGGUCUCGGUUAUCUCGCGUUAGACCGCGGGGCACCAACGCUUUCCGGUGGCGAAAUGCGCAGAAUCCAACUCGCAAGCCAACUCGGUAGUGGUCUCACCGGGGUAACCUAUAUUCUCGAUGAACCCAGCAUCGGCUUACACCCACGCGACCAAGAACGCCUCAUUGCUGCACUCAAGGAACUCCGCGAUAUCGGCAACACUGUCCUCGUUGUUGAACACGACCGCGAUACAAUAUUAGCCGCCGAUCAUGUGAUUGAUUUCGGUCCCCAAGCAGGCAAAGGCGGUGACCAGAAGGCGAUCGGUGAAACACCGCGUUCCAAUCCAGCGACCUAUACCGACCUAUUCACGAAAAUCCGUGAACUUUUCGCUGAGCAAUACGAUGCAAAGAUGCGUGGCUUUAAUAUGGGCAUGUUCAGUUUCAACCUCGCACAGGGACAGUGUCAUGUAUGUGAGGGACACCGUUUCAACCGCAUUGAGAUGCAUUUUCUCCCUGACGUAUGGAUGCCGUGUGAGGCGUGUAAUAGCACCGGCUACAGUAUGGAGACACUCGAAAUCCGUUACAAAGGCAAAAAUAUCGCUGAAGUCUUAAAUAUGACGGUAGAUGAGGCACUCGCAUUCUUCAGCGAAAGCCCGCGCAUCUGCCGGACGCUCCAGAUGUUAACAGAUGUCGGACUCGGUUACAUAGAGUUGGGACAAUCCGCGACGACGCUCUCUGGCGGUGAGGCGCAGCGCGUCAAACUUGCGAAGGAGUUGGCGCGUCGCCAAACCGGUUCAACGCUCUAUAUCAUGGACGAACCGACGACCGGACUCCACUUUGACGACAUCCAGAAACUCCUCAAGGUGCUGAACCGACUCGUCGAUGAAGGCAACACGAUUAUCGCUGUCGAACACAACAUUGACGUUAUCAAAUCCGCAGAUUGGAUCAUCGACUUGGGACCGGAAGGCAGCAAAGGCGGCGGAGAAGUCGUUGCGAUGGGCACGCCAGAGAAAGUCGCGUCGGUACAAGAAUCCCAUACCGCACGUUUCUUACGCGAAGUACUAUAG